Messenger RNA from Ooceraea biroi (clonal raider ant), 1091 nucleotides. RefSeq names its product SUZ domain-containing protein 1. The record is from RefSeq and is a predicted model, not a curated record. Lineage: Eukaryota; Metazoa; Arthropoda; Insecta; Hymenoptera; Formicidae.
AACACUACUCUCAUUGAGCAUGAGUGUCCCAUUCUCUCCAGUUCCCCCUAUACUCCAAUAUUAAUGGAUUGUCCGCUAAACUUUAGGACUUGUGCGGAAAUUCGUAAGGUAUCAGCGAUGGAUGAUGUCCUCGAGAGUUGGGAGCAAAUCGAGGAGUCUGGUGCACUCGACAAAAGACUGGAUGCUCUGCGAUUAAACACAGAAGAAGAAAUAGAAUCUAGGAGCGGUCACAAUACAAAUACAAGAAUGAUCAUACUAGGGGAGGAUGGACUGAGGUCUCAGUACGUACCACCAAAACCUACGGUGAAAAUCUUGAAGAGACCCACUGGAAACUCGCGAGGGAGCGGCGACGGACCAAACGAUGAUAAACCUAAGCAACCUAUCAAGUCGUUGAAGCAGAGAGAGCAGGAAUAUGCGGAAGCACGGAGAAGAAUCUUAGGGGAAGAGAAAAGCCCGGAGGAAAAACUGACGCAAGAGAUUAACCGAAUUCAACCAAAAUCGACGGUACCAAAUAACGGGAACAACGUUCCCAGCAACGUUGUUCGCAUGCCUACAGGCCCAGACGGCACCCGGGGUUUCAGCGUACGUAGGUAGCGCGUCUUCCAGGGAUCAAUUCUUUCCACCCAUCUUUUUCCUCUUCCUUGUCACUGCCAUGGCAAAGAGGAACGGCUAUGAGGCCGAUGGUACGGAAGAACCUUGCGCUCCCGGCCAAAACAUCCUUGAAACUGUAUCUCGCGGAUUAUCAUCGCGCACAGAUUUAUCUUUACGAGGAUCGAGGAAACGUGGACUCAACGAUGCCAACGUUAGACGCGCUAACAUCGCGUCGCAUUUCGUCAGUGUUUAUUACAUUUUGAAGACUCGAAAUGCAAGAGAAAACGGAUAUACAACAAAGAAAAGAUAUAUAUAAAAUAUAUAUAUAAUAAUUUUAUAUAUAUAUAUAUAAAGAAAAAGAGUUAGAGACUAUGCAAUGGAUACACGAUGUGAAAACGCAGCUUGUUUUAUUUCAUAACUUGCAAAAUAUUCGAGGUAUUUAAUAGAUUAUGUAAUAGUCGUAUUUGCAUUAUCUAAUAAAACAACUUCCUGUACAUAUA